AUGGCAAUUAAUUCUAGUAACAAGAAACUCAUAAUAUGGUCAUCAACUGUACUUAUUUUAUUAUGGUGUAUUAAAACCAAUCGAAUAUCCAUUAUAAUUUCCCUCAUCUUUGGUAUUUUAAUCGCUUUAUUAUCAACAAUUUAUUAUCUGAUUAAACUACGACAAUUCAAACCACAACAAAAGAACAACAACAACAACAAGAGGAAGAAGAAAAGAUUUGAAUUCACAUAUCCUGAUAAUUGGAAAAAUGAAAUUAUUCAAUUACAAAAUGAUAAUUUUAAAUUAAAACAACCUAUUUUCCCAGACUCAUUUUUAAUAUCUGAAGUUUUACAAGAAUUGAUUGAUUUGAUAAUUGGUGAAUUUAUUACUCCUUGGUACUUUCAAUUAACUAAAUCUACAUUAUUCACCGAUGAUAUAUCAUUAGAAAUUAAAGAAGUUAUUAAGAAUUUUCAUGGAAGAUUGAUUAAUGUUGAUUUUGCACAAUUAUUGGUUGUAAAUAUCCUACCUAUAAUUCAAGAUCAUUUCAUGAGUUUUUUACAAGCUGAAGAAAUUGUUAAAAAUCAAGGAAAAUUUACAAAAUUUGAUUCAAAUGAAUAUCAUUUAGCAAUUGCAUCACUGUAUAAAAGAGGGAAAUUACAUCGUGGAGUAACAACUAAUAAUCUGUUGACUAAUAAUGAUGAAUCAAAUCCUAAAGAAAAGAUAUAUCUUCGCAAGAAAGUUAAAGCAUUAUUACCUUUUGUUUUGUCAGAUAAUGAAAAGGAUAAUGAAAUUGUCAUUGGAUUUGUCACUGAGUUAAUUGCAUGUACUGUAUUAUGCAAUGUUUUCAAUUUGUUAACCGAGAGUGAUUUCUAUAACUUAAUGAUUGUUAAAUUGAUUGGUGAUAAUUUAAGAAGACGUGAUCAAGUUAAGCAGUUAAGGGCUGCUUUGGAAUUGCAUACUCAGAAUAAGUCUAAAAAUAAAGAUGAACUGAAUGGUCCAUCAUUGAAACCACCAGUCUCACAAACAGCAUCAGACUUAAGUUUACAAUUUCAAUUAAAGGAGAAAAUUAACCAAAAGAAACAAGAACGGGAAAAUGACCAUAGUUUAAAACUUAAUGAUAUUUUAUUUGAUAAGGAUAAUUCAAGAAUUUUCAGAGAAUUUAUGGAGCAUGAAGGUAAAUCUAAACUUCUUGAAUUUUGGGAAGAGGUGGAACUUAUCAAAGCUCCAUUAGAAGGAGUUGGUGGUGAGGAUGAUCCUUUGGCUUUGUCUCUUGAAUUUGGGAAUAGUGAUGAUGUAUAUCAGAUAUAUACAAAAUUCAUCAUCAAUGGAGACAUCCCAACUUCAGAUAUUGGUAUGUUUGAUAAAUUGGUUAAUCCAACGGAUGAAAAAAAUGAAUCUAAAAUGAAAGUAUAUCAUGAAUGUAGAGUGGCAUUGUUCAAGAUUCAAAAUGAAAUUUUCGAACAAAUGGAAACGGAGGAUUUGCCAUUGUUUAGAGAUUCUGAAUUGUAUCAUGAUCUCGUUAAUCAAACAAAACCAUCUGAGGUGAAUCCAGAGGUUAUACAUGCAGUCGAAAGUGCAUUUACUCAGAUUAUGAAAAAUCCUGAAAAUUUAGAAACACAAUUUAAUGAGACGGAUGAUCAAAUAUUAACUACUAUUCAAUUAAAGAAAGAAUUAUUUGGAGAUAUAGCUAAUUAUGGGUCAGAUGAGAAUUUGAGUAAUAGAAACUCAAGAUUAUUUGAUGAUGAUUUAUCUGACGAGGAAGUUUCUGAAACAGAUAGUGAUUCAGUCAAUUCAGAAAGACCCAAUUUAUCCAAUAGUGAUCUGGAAGUGCAAUUUGCUGCUCCUGGAAAUUUAAAUUUAGCUGAAGAGAUUCCAAAAUUAACUCAAGAAGUUGAAAACUUACAACGACAAAUUACAGUAUUGGAUCCAUUAAUUAAGAAAGCUGAAUUAACAAAUAAUGUAUCUGAAUUGAAAGUUUUACAAAAAUUAAAAACUGGGAUGAUUCGUGAUAUAAAUUUUAUGGAAUUACAAAAACAGCAAUAUAUUGUACAAGAAAAUGAUAAUAGUUUAUAUGGGAAAUCAAGAGUUUGUAUUCAAUCGUAUAUUCGAGAUGCAGAAAAGAAUGGCAAAGAAUUCACGUUGUAUAUAAUUGAAGUUCAGAAAUUUUCCAGUGAAGAUCCUAAUGAAAUCAAAGCUGGUUGGGUUGUUGCUAGAAGAUUUAGUCAAUUUUAUCGAUUGCAUGAAUAUUUAAAAUCAAGAUAUUCAAAAGUUGGACAAUUGAAAUUUCCUAAAAAAACAAUCCAAGUGUUGAAAUUCCAACAGAAACAAAUUGUUGAAAUUAGACAAAUUCAAUUGGAGGAAUAUUUGCAGCAAUUGAUUAAGAUACACGAGGUUUGUUCAGAUAAAGCAUUUAGAUCGUUUUUAUCAUCUGAGAAUUUUAAUCUUAAAAAGAAUCAAAGAUUUGAAGAACCUACUAGGAAUGAGAAUAGUAAUAAUUAUCAGGAAUUAUUUGGUAAUAAAUGGUAUAGAGGUAUAUCCGAUUUUGUUGCCACACCUAAAUCACCACAUGAAGUUAAAGAAGGUCAAUCAGGAAUUGAUUCUGGAUUAAUGGAAAACAUCAAAGAUAUGGAGAAAGAAUUGAAACAAUUUGAUGAGGAAUCAAGCCAAACUUCAAAGAUGCCAUUUGUCAAACCAAUUUGUGAUUUAUUAAUCACAGUAUUUAAGCUUCAUAAUUCUAAAAAUUGGCUUAGAGGAAGAGCAUUAGUUGUUAUUUUACAACAAAUCUUGGGUACUACUGUUGAAAAAAAAGUAUAUGAUUUAGUUGAAGGUCAAUUAAAAUCAGAAGAGACUAUAUUAGAUUUAAUUACAUUAUUAAAAGAUAUUCUUUUCCCAAAUGGUAAAUUUAAAGAUCCUCCAAUAUUAAGAUCAUUAUAUCAACAAUCAAAUACAAGACAAGAAGCUAAAACUUUACUUGAAUUUUUCAUAUUUGAAACUUGUUCAAGAAUAUUUGGAAGUCAUAAUAGUAUCUUUGCGGCUAAUGAAUUUUUCAAAAUGAUUCAAAAUGAAUAUUUAAAUAGACAUUUGAUCUUUGAAAUAUUUGAUGAAAUCAUGAAACAAAUUUUCCCAAAAAUAGAUUAA
Molecule: messenger RNA, 3117 nt
Organism: Candida tropicalis MYA-3404
Lineage: Eukaryota; Fungi; Ascomycota; Pichiomycetes; Serinales; Debaryomycetaceae
Exons: 1
Coding region: 1-3117 (1038 amino acids)
Cellular component (GO): intracellular membrane-bounded organelle
Molecular function (GO): phosphatidylinositol binding
Source: RefSeq, a predicted model, not a curated record